UCUUCUUCAUUAAAAGACUCGAACUUUCUCUGCACCUUCUGCAACAAUGAUUCAUUCCUUCCUUGUUAGUCUGUCUUAGGUUGUUUCCACUCUCUUGCAGUGACAUGGAUGUACGGACCAACCUUAUAAGAAGUUCUUCUCAAUCUCCAAAAGAAACAUCAUCAAAUCAAUUCAUCAUGAAUGAUCAAUCAGAUCAGUUCCAAAACCUUCAACUCUUCCCAUUCAAUCUCAACCUAAUCGUUCCAACUAUUCUUUUCAUCGACUUCCUCGCAUUCCAUUUCCGCAUCAACGGGAAAGGAAUCCGGAAAUGGUUCGCGGGAUUCAUCGAAUCAUCCGACGAGCUAGUUCAUGCACGUCCACGGGUCGAGAGGAAAGAGUUCGAUUUAAGGGAAGAUCGAAUUUUGAGUAGAGGUGAAGUCGAGAUCGCUCUGAGAUGCCUCGGAAUGUCAUGCGACGACGACGACGAUUCCGAGGAAUCGAGAUUUGACGGCGACGAUCUUUAUCGAAUGUUCGAGGAUGAGAAUCCUACGAUCGACGAACUAAGAUCAGCUUUCCACGUGUUUGACGAAAACAGAGAUGGUUUUAUUGAUGCGGAGGAGUUAAACAAGGUUUUGACUAAUCUACAAUUGAUCGAAGGCUCGUCGGAGAUCGACGCCUGCAAAUUAAUGAUUCGGGCUUUCGACGAAGACGGGGAUGGAAGGAUCGAUCUCUGUGAAUUUGUGAAACUCAUGGAGAUCUAG
Andrographis paniculata is the source of this 740-nucleotide messenger RNA. Its product is annotated as probable calcium-binding protein CML46. The transcript has a single exon. The record is from RefSeq and is a predicted model, not a curated record. NCBI's taxonomy places the organism in Eukaryota, Viridiplantae, Streptophyta, Magnoliopsida, Lamiales, Acanthaceae. Gene Ontology annotation, molecular function: calcium ion binding. The coding region runs from base 105 to 740 and encodes 211 amino acids.